Messenger RNA from Mesoplodon densirostris (Blainville's beaked whale), 2037 nucleotides. It is a transcript of the gene METRN, whose product is annotated as meteorin, glial cell differentiation regulator. Gene Ontology annotation, molecular function: hormone activity. The transcript is spliced from 12 exons. Gene Ontology annotation, biological process: glial cell differentiation; positive regulation of axonogenesis. The record is from RefSeq and is a predicted model, not a curated record. NCBI's taxonomy places the organism in Eukaryota, Metazoa, Chordata, Mammalia, Artiodactyla, Ziphiidae. Bases 19 to 2007 code for a protein of 662 amino acids.
UGCGCGGGGCCGGGGCCAAUGCCCCGGCUGCUCCCGCCGCGCCCCCGCGCGUCCCCGCGCGCUAUGCCGCCCCCGGCGCUGCUCUGCGCCCUUUGCUUCGGCCUCUUGGCCACGGCCGCCCGCGCCGGCUACUCGGAGGACCGCUGCAGCUGGAGAGGCAGCGGCCUGACGCAGGAGCCCGGCAGCGUGGGACAGCUCGCCCUGGCCUGUGCGGAGGGCGGGAUCGAGUGGCUGUACCCGGCCGGGGCGCUGCGCCUCACCCUGGGCGGCUCCGACCCCGGCGUGCGGCCCGGCAUCGCCUGCCUGCGGCCGGCGCGGCCCUUCGCAGGCGCCCAAGUCUUCGCGGAGCGGGCGGGCGGCGUGCUGGAGCUGCUGCUGGCCGAGGGCCCAGGCCCGGCCGGGGGCCGAUGCGUGCGCUGGGGUUCCCGCGAGCGCCGGGCCCUCUUCCUGCAGGCCACCCCGCAUCCCGACAUCAGCCGUCGCGUGGCCUCCUUCCGUUUCGAACUGCGGGAGGACAGGCGUCCAGAGCUGCCUCCGCAGGCCCACGGCCUCAGUGCGGAUGGUGCCUGCAGACCCUGCAGUGAUGCCGAGCUCCUCUUGGCCGUGUGCACCAGCGACUUUGUGAUCCAUGGAACCAUCCACGGGGUUGCCCACGACACAGAGCUGCAGGAGUCUGUUAUCACCGUGGCCGCCGCCCGUGUCCUCCGCCAGACAUUGCCGCUUUUCCGGGUGGGGGGCCCUGGGGGCCAUGCGCAGGCCUCCAUUCGCACCCCACUGCACUGUGGCGUCCACCCUGGCCCUGGCACCUUCCUCUUCAUGGGCUGGAGCCGCUUCGCCUGGACCUCUCUCCUGGACUGCAGACCCUUGUAUCCCUGUUUCCCCCUCUCCCCACCAGGGAGUAUCUCAGUAAAGACCAGAGGAGGAGGAGGCUUCAUCAGGUCACUUCCGGGAACUCAAUCUUUCUUCGUGUGUGUGACAUUUUCUGGAGAAGCCACACCGCACGGGCCUCCGCUGCCAAGUCAACUGGAUCCACGGCACCGCCUCCCUCGCGCCUCCCCCCGCUGGGAUGUGCAGCCCCAGGGGUCCGCAGCGCCCAGGACAGGCCCGCAGCAACCCUCUGCGGCAUGGGCCAACGAGGCUGAGCGACGCGGGCUACAGGCAGGAUGUUGUGCGGCCAGAACCCGCGAGGGUAGCCCCGGACCCCAAGGCUCCGCGGUCCGGAACCCGCGGGAGGGUCCCUGGACCCGGACGGAGCGGAACGCGAUCCCGGCCGCUUCCGGUGUCUCGCCGCGGCCGCCUCUUCCGGCGCGGCGCCGCGGGUCUGCCAUGGAGCAGGACGACCCGGCCGAGGCGUUGGCGGAGCUGCGCGAGCGGCGGCUAGGCGCGUUGGAGCUGCUGCAGGUGGCGGCGGGCUCGGGCCUGGUCGCCUACGCCGUGUGGGCGCUGCUGCUGCAGCCGGGCUUCCGCCGCGUGCCGCUGCGGCUGCAGGUGCCUUAUGUUGGCGCGAGUGCCAGGCAGGUGGACCACGUGUUGUCGUUGCUGCGAGGCCGUCCAGGAAAGAUGGUGGAUCUGGGCUCUGGCGACGGCAGGAUUGUGCUGGCUGCCCACAAGUGCGGUCUCCGCCCAGCUGUGGGCUAUGAGCUAAACCCAUGGCUGGUGGGGCUGGCGUGGCUGCAUGCCUGGAGGGCAGGAUGUGCGGGCAAUGUCAGCUACCGCCGUGAGAACCUCUGGAAGGUGAGCCUGAGGGACUGCCGCAAUGUGUCUGUGUUCCUGGCUCCUAGCGUGCUCCCACUGCUGGAGGACAAGCUACAGGCAGAGUUGCCUGCAGGAGCCCGAGUGGUGUCUGGGCGCUUCCCCCUCCCCACCUGGCAACCUGUGGCUGUACUGGGUGAGGGCCUGGACCGCGUCUGGGCCUAUGAUGUCCACAGUGGUGGGCCAGCUGGGCAGGCUGUCCCAGGGCCUAGUUCUGCCUCCGUACCUGGAGCCCCCAAUUCUCAGGUUGGCUGACUGGACACAAUAAAGACUCAGUGGGUUCCA